Molecule: messenger RNA, 2069 nt
Organism: Pelagomonas calceolata
Lineage: Eukaryota; Pelagophyceae; Pelagomonadales; Pelagomonadaceae
Source: the annotation of a GenBank genome assembly
GCCACACAUUCAGGCGGCUGCCCGGCGCGAACCGGUCGUUUGGCAGCACGCAACGCGGUGCAGCGCGGCCGGCGAAACGCGUGCGCACCAUGGAGGGCAAGGAAAACCGCACCCUCAGCCGCGAAGCGAAGGCUGAGGGCCGCGUCGACGCCAAACCACCAAAAAAGCCCGGUGGCUUCUCCUUCGCGAAGCUCGGCCAGAAAAGGCGAGAAAACCUGGUCGCGCAGGGCCUCGUGCCGGCGGACGUGCCCGUCGAAACGUUUAUUCGGGCGGGCGGCGCCGUCGAAAAAAGAGUCGUGCAGCCGCCGCCGUCGCCGGAGCCCGCCGCUCUACUAAGGGCGCGCGCGGCCCUCGCCGCGGACGGCUCACAAAAUGUGCGGAACGCCGACGUGCGCAAGGAGGCCGCGCGGCAGCGGUUGCGGCGGACGCAGUCAUUAAGAGUGGUGUGUCGUGUUUUGAAUGCCUGCGCGACGCGCUUGAUGUCAAGGCAGCUCGAACGGGGAUUUCGGGGCCUCUACGUGCUGUUUCUGAAUAGACGCGCGGUGUUCACGAGGGCCGCGCUCGACGCGGCACACGCUACUGGAAGGGAGAGCGAAGCUAGAGCCGCGGCCGCGCGUGACAAGGCGGCCGCGGCGGAGGCCCGCGCGCUGGAAGCGGAGGAGGCCCGGGCCGCGAGUGACCAGAAAGUCGUGGAGGCGGAACAACGGGCCCGAGCCGCGGAGGAGGCUCGGAAAGGAGCCGACGAGCGCGCGGCCGCGGCCGAAGCGAAAACGAAUGUAGCCGAGGCGCGUUUGUUAGAAGCGCUGCGGACGGCGACGGAGGCGAACGAGCGCUGCGCCGCGGCCGAGCGCCGGGCCGCGGCGGCCGAGGGCCGCGCGCGCGUCGCGCAGCAGCUCGCCGACGCCGCCGAGGCGAAGCCCUCUGUGUCAGAGACGGCGACGUCGCCGAUCCCGGAGGUCCGGGCCUCGCUACGACAAUCGCUGGCCGAGCUCCGAGGCGAAGCUUCCUCGGUGAAAGGUCGGAAGACGCCGCCGUCAUCGCGCCGCCCAACUCCCAAGAAGUCGACGCCGAAGAGGCCGUCACCGGCGCCCAAGAAGGCGACGCCAAAAAUCGUGACGGAGGCGCGCGCGCCCGAGGUUGCGCCCGCGGCGCCGCCCGUGGCGCCGCCCACGACUCCCCACGCGCGCCCGCCGCCGGAGCUGCGCGACGACCUGGCGGCCCAGUACCGGGCGCUCCUCGCGUCGAACGGCUGCCCCGCGCCGGCGCCGCGCGACGCGACCGCCGACGAGCUCUGGGGUUUGUUGGACCAGGAGCGCCGCCGCGACGGCGGGGCACCGCUGUCGCCGCCGGCGCCGCCCGUUGCGCGGGGGGCGCCGGCCUCGCGGACGCCGCCGACGUCGCCCUACGCCGAACAACAAAAAUCGCCCUACGACUCGUCGCCGUCGCCGCGCCGCGAGAAGAAGCGAUCGCCGCGCCGGCGCCACCGGUCGCGGUCGCCCGAGGAUGCCAGUAGAGAGAUCGACGACGUCCUCGCGUCGAUCCGCGACGACAAGCGGUUGACGGCGAUCCGCGCGGCGUUAGCCGCGGCGAAGCGCGACAUCGCCCGGUCGAACGAGCAGACGAAAACCGAAACGGCGCUCGAUGAUCAACAAAGGGAGCUCGAGGACGUGCGAAAGGAGGCCGCGGCCGUCGCCGCGGAGCGAAAAACAAGGGAAGAGGACCUCGAGAAGCGCGUCGAGCGCGAGUUGAAGCGCGUCGAGCGCGAGCGCGCGCGCCUGAAGCGCCUCAAGAAGCACCAGCAGCGCAACGCGUUCGGGACGAUCGGCUACGAGGACGGGCCUGGGUCUCCCCCUCCGUCCCCUCGACCCGCGCGGCGGGUCCCGCGGCCGCGGUCCGCGUCCCAGAACCGGGCGCGGUCGAGCGAGCGCGGAUCCUUCCACGCCGCGCGGAAGAUCUUCUCCGGCGCGUCGGCGCGUGUGGCGCCGGCGCGAGCAAAACGGCCGAAGUCGGCGCCGCUCGGGGGCCGGCGUGCUGCUUCGGGAGAGGUGCGGCAGCCGCGGUGGAACUAA